AUCUGUUUUUUCUAUACUGAAUCAGUACGAAUAUAAGAUAAUUAGAUAAGCUAAACCAACGCCGACUAUGGCAAUAACAAUAAUAUACUAGAAUCUAAGCUAAAUGGGCUGAGACAGAUCCAUAAAUAUAAAUCCCAAUGACUUACUACCAUUUUGGCUGGUGAAUGAGAAGUGGCCAACUAGGUGGAGACAAGUUGCUGCAAGGGAGAAGUGGGCGGUGCAGUCAGUACCCAUCAUCGGUCUUUAUGGACUACCCAUCACCCAUCCUUCCUUUUUCUUACACCAAUUUGGCAUCACUUUCCCAAACCUUGUUUAAGAGACCAAUGCGUGAUUUGUUAGUACGUUUCUCAAUCCGAACUAAUCUUAUGAUUCUUAUCUAAUCCCAAAUGUAAAUACAAAGUUCAAAGCAAGUUCAUUAAAGACAUGGUCAACAUUAACAAAGUAGGAAGUUAUGAUAAGGCCAAUAGCACACAUAUGAAUUCCAUCUGAAGAAGCAAAAAAUGCUAAUCUCAAGACAGAUGAAAAAGAAGUUUCACUUCCCAAAUUCUUUAGUCUCUUUCUCACCAAUCAUUCUCCAUCUCAUCAACAUGCACCACUUUCACCAAUUCUCUCUUCUCUCUCUCUUUAUCUCUGACUCUUAUCUCUUCUGUUCCCAAGCCCAUAAUUGUAAAAGAACCUGCUCCCAAAGUUGGCUCUGCUCAGAACAGAACACUUAACAGUAAUAGCACUAAUGAAUCCACUCACAGUUUCAGAUUCUUCACAUUUUCCAACGCUUCUCAAACACCAUCUAACUUGGCUUCUCUUCUACUUCUCAUCUUCUCCAUCACCCUUUUAAACUCAACUUCUCAAACCCACAACACACAUUAUCUCUUAGGUCUCCAGCAUAAGUCUCUUUUGGUGUAGUAGAGGUAACAUAGAAUGGAAGAAGAUCAUCAGCAUCAUUUAGAAGAGGAGGAGGAAGAAGAAGAUCAGAUCAUGCCAACAAAAGAAGCCAACAAGACAGACGAAGACACAUCUUCAUCUAGACUAUUCCCAUGUCUCUUCUGUUCUAGAAAGUUCCAUAGUUCUCAAGCCCUAGGAGGCCACCAGAAUGCUCACAAGAAAGAGAGAACCGCUGCUAGAAGAGCAAAAAGGGCUUACGAUUUUGUCAACAACAAUGUCUUGCUUCACACGUUACCUGUCUUUUUAUCCUCCCCAUCUCCACACGGACCACACCACUUGACCAUCUUAAGCUAUCCUUCCUCUGCGUCCAUUGGAUGCUUUCAAGCUUCUCAUACAGACCUUCCAAUCUUCAGAUCCAACGGUGCACAUGUCGUGUUGGCGUCAUCCCAUCAAGGUAGAGAUAACAAAGGAGGGUAUCUUGGUCAAAAACGUGUUCAAAUUUUGGAUCAUAACUGUAACGUGGUGAAUAGUGAGGAUGGUCAAAGCCAGUGUCUUGAUCUCUCCCUCCAUUUGUAAUCUUAGGAUUUAUUGUUACAUUAGCGGGAAAAGAUGUUUCCACACGUGACAGUACUUCUACGUAUAUGUUUCUUUCAUGCAUGAGAAUCGUCCUAUCGUGGACAGAAUCCGAAGAUUUAUUGUAUCCCGAUGCAUAUGUUAUAAUGGUUAUAGUGCCACGAGAAAGCUAGCUAAUC
Molecule: messenger RNA, 1634 nt
Organism: Brassica napus (rape)
Lineage: Eukaryota; Viridiplantae; Streptophyta; Magnoliopsida; Brassicales; Brassicaceae
Product: protein LATE FLOWERING
Exons: 2
Coding region: 919-1458 (179 amino acids)
Biological process (GO): negative regulation of abscisic acid-activated signaling pathway
Source: RefSeq, a predicted model, not a curated record